AUGCUGCGAAUACGGCGCUAUAGAGCACUUCUAGUGGUCGCCAUCGUUGUGACCAUCAGUCUCUAUCAUAUAACCCGGAUACGCAACUGGGAUACUCAAUCUAUUGGUGUUGACAAACUCAAGAAGUUGGGCCAUCAAGUCGCCUCUACCUCCUCACCAGCGGUCCUUUCGAGCUCCUCGAUACCUCCACCCGUGGACCUUGCAGUGCCAAUACCGAAUUUGAGCACAUCCCCCCUUCGACAGUCUUCUUAUUCUCCAACGCCUGUGCAAUCAUCUACUCUACUCGACUUUUCAGAAGUGUUGGCUACUUCUACCUCUACACAAACUUCAAGACGAGCUCAGAUAACAGCACACGGUGGUGACGUGCUGGCAGGGAACGAAGCCGAGAGAAUAGCGGACGGGGAAGUCAUCUCCGAUGAGCUCAAGUCUUACGGGCAAGGAAGAUUGGAGAUUGAUCCAGGCAGUGCAGCUUUAGAGCAACCUCACUGGGUCCCACAAAAGGAGCAUUUUCCUGUACCGGCUGAGUCGAUCAUUCAACUACCCACUGGUCGACCUAAGCGGAUACCAGCUAUCCAGCAUGUGUUCGCAGCUGAGGCCUCAUCCGCCAAAAUGGACAAUCGGCAAAAGCUUGACGCCAUAAAGGAGGCCUUCAAACAUGCUUGGAGCGGGUACAAAGAAUAUGCUAUGCCACACGACGAGCUCGAACCAGUGUCGCUCGGCUUCAAAGACCCCUUCAAUGGCUGGGGAGCCACAUUGGUAGACACUUUAGAUACUUUAUGGAUCAUGGACCUGAAGGACGAAUUUGAGGAGGCUCUCAUGCAGGUGAAGAAAAUCGAUUUUACAACAUCCAUAAGGAAAGACAUCCCUUUGUUUGAAACAGUGAUUAGAUACCUUGGUGGCCUGAUUGCAGCCUAUGAUAUUUCGUCUGGCCGCUAUCCCGUGCCAUUAGAAAAGGCAGUGGAACUAGCAGAGAUCCUCAUGGGUGCAUUUGACACUCCCAACAGGAUGCCGGUCACCUACUAUCACUGGGCACCAUCUUAUGCGUCACAGCCACACCGAGCCUCAUCGAGAGUUGUGCUUGCCGAACUAGGUACAUUGUCGCUAGAAUUUACCAGGCUGGCACAGAUCACCAAGGAACACAAGUAUUACGAUGCCGCUGCAAGGAUUACAAAUGAAUUACAAACAUGGCAGAAUAAUACACAACUCCCGGGUCUAUGGCCAGUCGCGGUUGACGCCUCUGGCUGCAAGAAGGCCAAUUACUUAUCCACCCAGGUGGCACAUUCGGCUUCAAAAGGGCCUCAAAACCUUCUGCCUCCCAUUCAGAAUCCACCUGAGGCAGCUGUGCAUGAACAAGAGAAAACUUCACCCAAGCAGGACAGUGACAGCGCGACUUUGUAUCAAGAUCGCUCUAAGAGCAAACGUCAAUUAGAUGAUGCAGGAUUUUCAAUCGAUGAAGAGCCUGCCUAUCCAGCCUCCGACAAUUUUUCAGAUGGUAGCACUUCUUCCGCAGCAUCAGUGGCACUAGAGGAGAAAAAGGGCUCAACCAUGGGUGACGUCGAUUGCCAGCCUCAAGGUCUCGCUUCUCCUCCGCAUGUAGGUAUGGAAACUUUUACAUUGGGUGGCAUGUCAGAUUCUACAUACGAGUAUCUUCCCAAAGAAUGGCUGCUACUCGGCGGCCUCAACAACCAGUACGAGUCAAUGUACAAGAGUGCAAUGAACAUUGUCAGAGACAAGCUUUUAUAUCGCCCCAUGACAGAGACAGGGCGCGAUAUUCUCUUUGCAGGUACCCUGAAGACAAGCGGUAUGCCGCCGGACAAUAAUGAGACCCGAUCCUCUGCAGAGAUUAUGGAGUAUGAUGGUCAGCACUUAACUUGCUUUGCUGGGGGUAUGUUUGCUAUCGGCGCAAAGAUCUUUGGGAUCAAAGAUGAUGUCGAUAUCGCUCGAAAACUGACAGACGGCUGUAUUUGGGCCUACGAGUCUACAACCACAGGGAUAAUGCCUGAAGGGUUUCAUCUUAUUCCGUGUGCAAGUCGCAGGGACUGCAAAUGGAAUGGGACCAAGUGGUGGGAAGAACUCGACCCGUAUCGCAGUAUACGGGAAGAACAGGCCAAAACAUGGUAUCAGCAUCAGAAACUUCUCAACCAAGCGGCAUCUGCAGAUGAAGAAGAACAGGCAGAACUGCCCCUUCAUCACAACUUGCCAGUGCUCCCUACAGAGAGUGCUAAGCUAGAUCUUGAACACAGCCUUCUCGAAGAAGAUGCCAACAUCACUAUCAACAGAUCAGUAGAUACCUUACGGAAGCGUCAAUCUCCGGAGCGGAAUAUGGAUGCAGGUGCAGGUGAUGAAUCUGGAUUGACGCCAACACCAACUGAUUCCGAUUCUGGGGAAAGUGAAGAGGACGACGAAGUACCUGCAAUGUCACAGUUUUCAUACCCAGCCUACACACCCAAACCUAUUCCUACUCAUGAGGAGUUCGUUCAAGCUCGAAUCAAGGAAGAAAGAAUUCCACCAGGAUUUGCCGACAUCACUAACCGGAAGUAUAUUCUUCGUCCUGAGGCAAUCGAGUCUGUUUUCAUCAUGUAUCGCGUAACUGGAGACGAAUACUGGCGCGAACAAGGUUGGAAGAUGUUUACCGCGAUACAAACCUACACCUUUACCGAGCACGCCAAUUCAGCCAUCAACGAUGUUACAAGCGAGGUACCUUUCUUCUCGGAUAGUAUGGAAUCCUUCUGGCUCGCAGAGACUCUCAAGUACUUCUACCUCUUAUACAGUGAUCCAGACCUUAUAAACUUGGACGAUUAUGUAUUUAAUACUGAGGCACAUCCCUUUAAGCGACCGAAAUGA
This is a messenger RNA of Endocarpon pusillum Z07020, 2844 nucleotides long. RefSeq lists its product as uncharacterized. The transcript has 2 exons. Gene Ontology annotation, biological process: N-glycan processing; carbohydrate metabolic process. The record is from RefSeq and is a predicted model, not a curated record. Bases 1 to 2844 code for a protein of 947 amino acids. Gene Ontology annotation, molecular function: mannosyl-oligosaccharide 1,2-alpha-mannosidase activity; calcium ion binding. Lineage: Eukaryota; Fungi; Ascomycota; Eurotiomycetes; Verrucariales; Verrucariaceae. Gene Ontology annotation, cellular component: endoplasmic reticulum; Golgi membrane.